Molecule: messenger RNA, 407 nt
Organism: Pterocles gutturalis (yellow-throated sandgrouse)
Lineage: Eukaryota; Metazoa; Chordata; Aves; Pterocliformes; Pteroclidae
Product: avidin-like
Exons: 3
Molecular function (GO): biotin binding
Source: RefSeq, a predicted model, not a curated record
AUGGGGAGCAGUGCUUUCGCCCUCAUGCUUGCCCUGGCCCUGGUGGCAUGCGUUGCCCCUGCAGAGAGGAAGUGCCAGCUCAGCGGGCUAUGGAGGAACGAGCAGGACUCGCUGAUGGAGAUUUCGGCGGUGAGGAACAACGGACACUUCCAGGGGAAAUACCUCACACGGGUCACCCUCACCAGCAGCUGCGCCCACGUCUCCCCCCUGCAGGGUGCCCAGCAGCAGCCUGGUGAGGGGGGCUGGCCCACCUUCGCUUUCACUGUGCGCUGGGACAAGUUCUCCAAUGCCACCACUGCCUUUGCGGGGCAGUGCUUUGUGGAUGCAGGCGGGAAGGAGACGCUGACCACCAUGUGGCUGCUGCGCGAAGCCGUCGGGUCCCUGGAGGAGGACUGGAAAGCCACGAG